Pseudogymnoascus verrucosus is the source of this 2320-nucleotide messenger RNA. RefSeq lists its product as uncharacterized. Gene Ontology annotation, cellular component: membrane. NCBI's taxonomy places the organism in Eukaryota, Fungi, Ascomycota, Leotiomycetes, Thelebolales, Thelebolaceae. Gene Ontology annotation, biological process: carbohydrate transport; transmembrane transport. The record is from RefSeq and is a predicted model, not a curated record. The transcript has 5 exons. Gene Ontology annotation, molecular function: carbohydrate:proton symporter activity. Bases 270 to 1880 code for a protein of 536 amino acids.
CGAAUUACAGCUGCCCCAGAGUUCAUGCGACCCCGCAACCCCGGAUUGUUUUGGCUCUAGACUAUUUUGUCCCCAUAUUUGUUGUACCUAGAACCGCCCAAGUCUGCAGACAUCAGGUGCUUUCGUAGACAUCUUCAUCGGAUAUAUAUAAGAUGUCAACUGACCCUACGUGAAUACUUUCUGUCUCCUCACCACGGCAACUCCUUUCUCCUUACGCUAUUCGUGCCAGACAUUUCCUUUUACGGAACCAUACAGGAUAUAAAUUUCUCAUGGCGGCCAACGAGAAGCUUGACGAGCGCAUUGCUCAUGACGAACAUUUGGGCAACAUCGGAGACGACGCCGUCGUAAAUGCCAUGGAGGCAACUAGCAUUGCCAAUGGUGCUAUUCAAGCCACGUACCCUAUAUUUUCUCUAAGCAUGAUGCGUCUGUAUGGUUGCUUGUUGAUCGGUUACCUUUGUGCAACUAUGAACGGCUUUGACGGUUCUGUUAUGGGGGGGAUCAACGCUAUGGUUUCAUACCAAAAGUUUUUCAACAUGGUGAGCGCGUCCUCGAGCACUGGCCUCAUUUUUGCCAUCUACAACGUCGGGUCCGCAUGUGCUGUACCAUUUGUAGGGCCUGUGAACGAUUACUGGGGCAGGCGUGCUGGUAUGUUUACCGGGUCACUUAUUGUCGUCAUGGGAACAGCUAUUACUGCGUCUGCAAAAAACCAUGAUAUGUUCAUGGGAGGGCGAUUUGUUCUUGGGUUCGGGGUUUGCUUUGCAAAUGUCAGCGGACCCAUCUAUGUUGGGGAAUUGGCUCACCCUGCAUUUCGUGGGCCUCUGUCGGGAGUUUAUAAUUGCUUCUGGUACAUUGGUUCAAUAUUGGCUGCAUGGGUUGUCUACGCUGCCCGGGACAAGCCCAACGGGUGGCGUAUUCCUCUAUAUUGUCAACUCAUCGCUAGCGGCCUGAUCGCCCUAUUCGUUUGGUUAUUACCUGAAUCUCCACGAUGGCUUAUAAGCCACGGACGCAACGAAUCCGCACGCGCUGUCUUGGCCCGUUAUCAUGGUGAAGGUGAUCCUGAACACCCCAUUGUUAAGCUUCAAAUGGCAGAAAUGGAAUAUCAAAUCUCGACUACAGGAUCCGACAAGAGUUGGUGGGACUAUAGGGAGCUAUGGGAUACUCGGUCUCAUCGUCGCCGCUUGGUACCUGUUUUGACAAUGGCCGUAUUCGGUCAGUGGUCCGGAAACUCAGUCACCAGUUACUAUCUGCCAGUGAUGCUUGAAAAUGCUGGAAUCAUAUCCCAGCAGAGAAAGCUUCUACUUAACGGUAUUAACGCACCUCUCUGCUUCAUUGCUUCAUUGGCAGGAGCUAUGUUGCUAGACAAGGCUGGAAGAAGGCCGCUGCUUAUGUCUUCACUUAUGGCCUGCAUUUGUUGCUUUGUCAUCCUCACUCCGGUUUCGAAGCUGGCCAAGGAGAACCCGGAUAACUCAGCUGCGGCAAAUACUAGCAUUGCAUUCAUCUACCUGUUUGGGAUCGUAUUCUCCUUCGCUUGGACCCCGCUUUCUCCAAUGUACGUCGUGGAAUGUUUAGACACACCUACGCGUGCAAAGGGCAAGUCAUUGGCCCAGUUCUUCACAGCCUGCUCCUCUGCUAUUAUCCAAUACUCGUCUGGUCCUGCGUUCCAGCAUAUGAUGUACUACUUCUAUAUCUGCUUCAUUUGCUGGGAUGUCCUCGAGCUCAUAGUCAUCUAUUUCUUCUGGCCAGAGACUAAAGGACGAACACUCGAAGAACUAGAUGAAGUGUUUCAGGCGGAUAAUCCAGUCAAGAUGAGUCUCCAGGCUAAGAACGUCCAGACCGUGCUCAACACGCUCCAUGUCGAGGCAAAAUCUGUUUCUGUCUAAGGGGCCUGAGGAGAGGAAGAGUCUCAAGUCAUUUCAGUCACAAUGUGCCGAACAACUUAGUUAUGCUACAAAAACUUCCCUCAACUGCAGUUCAAUAUACUCGUAGUAUAAACCUGAACAUUAUUAUUUGGAUUGUUGUCUAAUGUUUUGAGAAUUUUUUUAUAACUACUACCAACCACGAGAACGCAACAAGUAGCAUACAAGCUUGGGUGCAGUGCAGAUCCUCAACGAAAUCAAUCGACAGCCAUCAUGACAGACGUUACUAUUCUAGAAGCGACGAACUUAGGAAGAUCUAUAGCCAGUCUUAACAACAAAAUCAAAGUACGACGGUAUUUGCUAGUAUUCCCAACCUAUCUUUAAAACAAGAGAAAUCUAUGAGUAUUUUUCCCUGCCCAACUGCUUCUACGAUCGGCAAGUCGUAAUAAUGUGAUUAAUGGGAC